This is a messenger RNA of Plasmodium falciparum 3D7, 4446 nucleotides long. Its product is annotated as putative leucine--tRNA ligase. Gene Ontology annotation, molecular function: leucine-tRNA ligase activity; nucleotide binding; ATP binding. Gene Ontology annotation, biological process: leucyl-tRNA aminoacylation; tRNA aminoacylation for protein translation. The record is from RefSeq and is a predicted model, not a curated record. Lineage: Eukaryota; Apicomplexa; Aconoidasida; Haemosporida; Plasmodiidae.
AUGUUUUUUAAGUUUGUCCGCUUUUUAAUAUACAUAUUUCUGUACUCCUUAUGCUAUCAACAUGUUAACAAUGUUUUUGCGUUACAUAUUAAUAAAUAUAAGAAUGUGUUUUUAUUUGAAUCACCUAGUGUGUUAAUAAAGAACAGAAGAAACUAUAAGAGGAAAAUAUAUUCACAUGACGAAGAAAAAGGAAAGUACGAUUUUCAUAGGAUUGAGGAAAAAUGGCAAACCAUAUGGAAUUCAAAGCGUUUGUUAGAUAAGGACUUUGAGCAGUAUAACAAAAUUAAUUUGGGAAGAAAAGAAAAAAAGGAAAAGAGACAUAAGGAUAAACAAAAUGGUUUCAUUGACAAACCAUAUAACGAUGUAUACGAAAAAGGUGAUAAUACAUAUAAAUAUAAUAAGAAAAAGUUUUACAUAUUAGAUAUGUUUCCUUAUCCUUCCUCAGAAGGAUUACAUGUAGGUCAUAUAUUAUGUUUUACGAUAACCGAUAUUAUUAGUAAAUUUAAAAAAAUGAAUAAUUAUUGUGUUUUUCAUCCGAUUGGUUGGGAUUCCUUUGGAUUACCAUGUGAUAGAUUAUCGAUGAAAAAAAAAAUUGAUCCUAGAGAAAUUAUACAUAAAAAUAUAUCUAAUUUUAAAAAUCAAUUAAUAAAAUUAGGUUUUCUUUUUAAUUGGGAAAGUGAAAUAAAUACAUGUGAUGAAAAUUAUUAUAAAUGGACACAGUGGAUAAUUAUACAAUUGUUUUUAAAUAAUUUAAGUUAUAAAAAACGUUCCUAUGUUAAUUGGUCAAAUGAAUUACGUUGUGUUAUAUCAAAUGAUGAAUUAAGAAAUGAAAUCAAUUUACAAUAUCUGAAUAUACAAAAAAUUAAAUUAUUACAAUGGUAUCUUAAAAUUACCAAAUAUGCAAAUCGUCUAAUCAAAGAUCUAAAUAUGAUUCAUUGGCCUAUGAAAAUUAAAAACAUGCAAAUUAAUUGGAUUGGGAAAAAAACAGGUAUAUUUCUAAAAGCUCGAAUUAUUUCCUUAGACAAGUUUUUAAAUAAUACUCAUUUCAAUUUUGUUAACAUCAAGAAGUCUUAUAAUAACAAUAUGAUAAAUGUAUUUUAUAAUAAUAUUUUUAAUCACCUUUUUUUUAUAUUUAUAAAUUAUAUUUUAUCUAUAUUUACUUUUCACAUGUAUAUCAAUAAUCCAAAUGAACAAAAACAACAACAAAAAAAAAAUACACAUAUAAAAGAAUUAAAUAAUAAAAUACAAAAAUAUAAUUAUAUUAACAAAUACGAUUUUUUCUUUUCCUAUCAUCAAAACGAUCUUUUUCUUUUCUUUUCCUUUUUUUUUAAUUAUUAUCAUAAUAGAAAUAUUGACCAAAUGAAAAAACAAAAAUUGAAUCUUCCAACGGAACCUUUUAAAAAUGAACAAAUUCGUGUUAGUCAUAAUAAAGAAAAUAAUAACAAUUCAUCAAAUCUUGAGACAAAUUGGGUAAGUUUUAAUAUACAAAAUUGUAAUGAUAUGAUAAUAAAUAUUUUGUUCAAUAAUAUGGAAACCUAUAAUGAAAACUAUUUCUUGUACCCCCUUAAAGAUGCUACAAAAGGUAAAAAUUAUAUAAAUGGUCAUAAUAGUAAUGACAAUAUGUUUAAUGACAAUAUGUUUAAUGACAAUAUGUUUGAUGACAAUAUGUUUGAUGACAAUAUGUUGAAGGACCAAAAUUCAUAUGUACAAAUUUUUUUAAAUAAAAAUGAAGUUAUUCUUCAGAAUGAUAAAUUAAUAAUAAGCGUUAAUCAUCCAAAUAUUAGAAAUAUUGUUAAUCACAAUCCUUUUUUAUUAAAAUUUAUUGAUAAAAUGGUUCUUGAAAACGAUACUGUAAGAUUAAAAAAUGAAGAAUUAUAUUUCACAGGUUCAGUUAUUUAUUUUCCCAUAAUGAAUAAAAUGAUUCCUGUUUUUUUAUGUGCAUAUAUUUUGGAUAAUAAUAAAAAUUUCCUCUUUUUGAAAAAGGAGAUGACACAAACACAGGACAAAAAUAGCAAUACUAAUAUAUCAUUAUUGUAUAAAAUGUUGCAAGAUUCAAAUUAUAGUAAAAAAAAAAAUAUUUAUAAUUUAAAAGAUUGGUUAUUUUCAAGACAAAGAUAUUGGGGAGAACCAUUUCCUUUUCUUUAUAAAAUGAAAGAUAAAAAUGGAUAUAUGGAUAACACUAAAAUUAAGAAUGAUGAUCAUAUGAAUGAAAAUAAUCAUAAUAAUAAUAUGUUGAGUGAUUGUAAAGAUAUUAAUAAUUUUUCAAAUUAUAAUGAUCAAAAUAAUAAUAAAAAAAUAAGAAUAAGAAAAGUGAUAAACUCGCCAAACAAUAACAUAUAUAUAGAUGAUAUUCCUUUAAAGUUACCAAACUUUAAUAAAAAAAUAUAUGAAAUAGAUCCUCAUAACGAACAGGAUGUAAAUAAUAUUUCUUCUGUUUUGUCAAGAUUUAAAAAGUGGAUGAUUACCAAAAAAUAUAAUAUGCUAUACAAACGAGAAAGUGAUAUAAUGCCACAAUGGGCUGGAUCAAGUUGGUAUUUUCUCAGAUAUAUUGAUUCAAAAAAUAAAAAACGAAUAUUUAAUAAAAAAAAAAUUAACUCAUGGCUACCUGUAGAUUUAUAUGUUGGAGGAAGUGAACAUGCUGUUUUGCAUUUAUUAUAUUCGAGAUUUUUUCAUAAAUUCUUAUAUGAUUUGAAAUUAACCAAACACAAAGAACCUUUUCAAAAGCUAUUUAAUCAAGGACUUCUGUUAAAUACAACCUCAUUCUAUUUAUAUACCACCUUAGAUAAUAAACCUGUUAGUUUUGAUCAAAUUAAUGAAAAGAAAAUAAAUACUAAUGCAUACGAUUAUACAAAUCGAGGCACAAAUCAUCAUAUCCAACUAAAUAAAAAAGAAAACGAAAAAAAAAAAAAAACGUAUAGCCAAAAUGUUUGUGAAACAACUAAUUUAUUAACGAGUCAGGUUUUACCUGACCAUGCAAGCUUUUGUUCAGGUGAUCAAAAUGGAAAUAUAAAUAAAGAAUUAAAAAAUGAAAGAAAUGAAAAUAUGAAAGAAAAGGACAUAGAUAUUUUGAGAAAAAGUAAAAUAAAUGAUGAUAUGAAAGAAAAGGCGAUAGAUAUGUUGGGAAAAAAUAGAAUAAAUGAUGAUAUGAAAGAAAAGGCGAUAGAUAUGUUGGGAAAAAAUAAAAUAAAUGAUGAUAUGAAAGAGAAUGUGAUAGAUAUGUUGGGAAAAAAUAAUUACACAAUAGUUGAUAAUAAGUAUAAGAAAUUUUUAAUUGAAGAAGAUUAUGUAAAGGAAGGAAAGGAUCAGAAAUAUUAUUUGAAGAGUUUUCCGUCCAUCGAAGUACAACCAAAUUACGAAAAAAUGUCUAAAUCGAAAGGGAACACGAUAAACCCAUUAGAUAUAGUAAAAACAUAUGGAUCAGAUUGUUUACGAUUACAUAUAUUAUUUUUAGGUCCCGUAGAUCAAAAUAAGAAAUGGACAACUAAAGGAAUAAAAGGAACGUUUAAGUUUUUAAAUAAUUUAUAUAAUUUAUUUAUACAAAGAUGUGAUAUAAAAAAUAAUAAAGAGAGUAAUAAAAAGAAUGUGUGCACACGUGUAGUAGAUAAUAGUAUGAAUGAUAUGAUGUUCCAUAAAGAUAAUAUUGAGAAAAGUGCUAACCACAUUUUAUCAAAUAAUGGAUAUGAAAAAAAGAAAAAGAUAAAUUUAGAAAAUGGAGAAAAAAAAAUAGAAUAUAUGAUUUGUAAAAAUUGUAAGAGGAAGAGUAGUAAUAAAAAAUUAAUUUUAAAUUUUUUAAAAAAUAAAUAUGGGUUUAUAAUAGCAAAUGAAAAAUAUAAAAAAGUAAAUGAUUAUGUAAACAUAAUAUUAAAAAAUGAUUCACAUGUAUUUAAUAAAUUAUCUGAUAAAAUAAAAAAGAUAAAAAUAGAAGAUAUUGAAAAUGAAAAGAAAAAAAAAGUAAAUUAUUAUAUAGAAAAAAUUACGAAUUGUAUUAAUGAUAUAAAAUUAAAUACAGCUGUAUCUUUUUUUAUGAAAUUCUAUAAUGAAAUAAAAACAUGGGAUAUUGUUCCUUUAAAAAUAUUUAUUAUAUUUGUAAAAUUGUUAUAUCCAUUUUGUCCACAUAUUUGUGAAGAGUUUUGGUUUUAUUAUUUAAAAAGAUAUAAAAUUAAAAAAAGAAAAAAACUAUGUUAUUUCUGUAAUUCAAAUUUGUUAUAUUAUGGAAAGUGGCCUUCCUUAUUCGAAAUAAAACAAAACAAAUUGGUCAACAUAUCUAUAAAACUGAAUAACAAGCAUAUAACAUUUCUUCAGAGGGAUGUAUCUAGUACCUCUGACAUAACAGAAGAAGCAACUAACUUGAUAAAACAUAAAAUCGAAAAUGAAAUGAAAAAGGGGAAGAAAAUUGUUAACAUAGUAAAUAUUCCAAAUAAAGUAAUAAAUUUUAUAAUUAAAUAG